This is a messenger RNA of Selaginella moellendorffii, 816 nucleotides long. Its product is annotated as phosphatidylinositol transfer protein PDR16. Lineage: Eukaryota; Viridiplantae; Streptophyta; Lycopodiopsida; Selaginellales; Selaginellaceae. Bases 154 to 816 code for a protein of 220 amino acids. Gene Ontology annotation, molecular function: phosphatidylinositol transfer activity. The record is from RefSeq and is a predicted model, not a curated record. The transcript has 5 exons.
UGCUGCUUGGCAGCGGCCGAUCAAGACGCAAAGGUCUCAGAGCUAGCCAAUCGGCUCACAGGUUUGUCCGAUCGAGAAUCGAAGUACUGCACAGACUCGUGCCUGCGGAAAUUCUUGAGAGCUCGCAACUGGAGCGUCAGGAAAGCCGAGAAGAUGCUCAAGGAGGCCCUAAGUUGGAGAGCAUCCUACAAGCCGGAAGAAAUUCGCUGGGGAGAUGUUGCUAGAGAGUCCGAGACUGGGAAACUUUACAAAGCAAAUUAUCUGGACAAGCUCGGCAGGCCAGUUCUUGUGAUGCGUCCCGGUGCUCAAAAUACUUCAGCUCCAGCAGGCCAGAUUAAGCAACUAGUCUAUUUCAUGGAGAAUGUUAUUGUUAAUCUCCCUCCAAAUGGACAGGACCAAAUGGUUUGGCUUAUUGAUUUCAAUGGCUGGUCUAUUUUCAAGUCCCCAUCUGUCAAGACAGCCAAAGAUAUAGCAUACAUCUUGCAAAAUUUUUAUCCAGAGUGGCUUGGCCUGGCCGUCCUUUAUAAUCCUCCUUACAUUUUUGAGACAUUUUGGGUGGUAAUAAAACCAUUUUUGCAUCCAAGCACUUGCAAGAAGGUUAAGUUCGUCUACAGCAGUAAUUUGAAGCUGCUCCAUGAUAUAUUUGAUAUGUCUAAAGUCGAAACAGCAUUUGGAGGUGGAAGCUCAUCAAAUUUCAACUGUCAUGACUAUGGCAAGGUUAUGCAGCAGGAUGAUCUUCGUAUAGACUCAUAUUGGGGUAUUCAAAGGCCAGAAAUUGAAUCACCAGACAAUAGUUCAUUGUCAACAGAGGAUUAG